This is a messenger RNA of Cornus florida, 675 nucleotides long. RefSeq names its product heat shock factor-binding protein-like. Gene Ontology annotation, molecular function: transcription corepressor activity. Lineage: Eukaryota; Viridiplantae; Streptophyta; Magnoliopsida; Cornales; Cornaceae. Bases 158 to 424 code for a protein of 88 amino acids. Gene Ontology annotation, cellular component: nucleus; cytosol. Gene Ontology annotation, biological process: cellular heat acclimation. The transcript is spliced from 5 exons. The record is from RefSeq and is a predicted model, not a curated record.
UACUGUAAUUGCAGUAGACAAGUAGGGAUAAAUUUGUAAUUUGAGCCGAUACCUCCGUUCACCUCUUUAGUUUCUGCACUCCAAAUCCAUUGAAUUCACAACUCUUCGCUGGAAACAAAGUGUCGAAGCCAUUUACAGCAGAGCAGAAAACUAGAAAAUGGACGGGCAUGACACAGAUGAUCCAAAACAGAGUACUGCUGAUAUGACAGUAUUUGUACAAAAUCUUCUUCAGCAAAUGCAAUCCAGGUUCCAGACAAUGUCUGAUUCCAUCAUUACCAAGAUUGAUGAGAUGGGCAGCCGGAUAGAUGAACUAGAGCAGAGCAUCAAUGACCUCAGAACCGAGAUGGGGCAAGAGGGCUCACCAUCUCCUUCGGCCACGUCGAAGGCAAAGGAAGAACCCAAGGCAGCUGAUAAUUCCGCAUAAGUAGUAUCACAGCAUGAGAUGUUGCUUUUAAUGGUCUGGUUUCUUGUGCUUGAUUUGGUUGGUUGUGAUUUUUAGAUUCAGAACUGAAAAACAGUAAAUUGGUUUGAGAACAUAUGAAUGUCUUCGGGUUCUGUAAUUGAGGCUGUUACUUUUGAUGCGUAAUUUGUAACAAUUCUCUUGUAGAACUAACUCAUGAGGAUUUGAAAUCAUUUGUUAUGAAUCUGAAGAGAAGGUACGCUUUAUUUCCGAGA